AAGGAAUAACGAUGACCUCAUCUUGACCUGAGCUGGCUGAGUGAGCAUAAUGGCCGAAUCUGGAGCCGGUGAAGAUUGUAAACAUGACGAAGAAAAUAGUAAAAUGUCGGACGAAGAAUCAGAAUUCGAAGAUCAGGAUAGCAUUUAUGAAGUGGAGAAGAUCGUCGGAAUAUCAAAAGAAGGGGAUAAGACAUUGUACAAGGUGAGAUGGAAAGGCUAUGGAGUAGAUGAUGACACCUGGGAGCCCAAAGACAAUCUCCUCACAUGUGAAGACCUGAUAGACGAGUAUGUCGCCAAGGAAGAGAAGAAAAAGGCAGCCAAGAAAAUUAAGGGCCAGCCCCAAGAGAAAGAAGUCAAAGCCAGUUCAGGUAGUAAGGAACGGCAAGCUCCAAAACGGGGCGCCGGGCAGCCUAAGAACAAGAAAAAACGGAAACGGUCUCGGUAUGAGGAGGAGGUUCCGGCUGCGGAGGAGCGAAGAGACAGAAAGAAAAGCCACAGUACAGAUGAGGAAGAAGAUGCCGACAACGAUGAUGACAAUGAUGAUGAUGAUGAAAAAGGGGGUGGGGAUGAGAGUGAUGGGAAGAGGGGACGACGAUGGAUGGGGAGGGGGGCGUGA
This is a messenger RNA of Lytechinus variegatus (green sea urchin), 616 nucleotides long. Its product is annotated as heterochromatin protein 1-like. Gene Ontology annotation, molecular function: chromatin binding. Lineage: Eukaryota; Metazoa; Echinodermata; Echinoidea; Temnopleuroida; Toxopneustidae. The transcript is spliced from 3 exons. Gene Ontology annotation, cellular component: pericentric heterochromatin. The record is from RefSeq and is a predicted model, not a curated record. Gene Ontology annotation, biological process: negative regulation of transcription by RNA polymerase II; chromatin organization. The coding region runs from base 50 to 616 and encodes 188 amino acids.